Lucilia sericata (common green bottle fly) is the source of this 1179-nucleotide messenger RNA. Its product is annotated as alcohol dehydrogenase-like. The transcript is spliced from 3 exons. The record is from RefSeq and is a predicted model, not a curated record. The coding region runs from base 208 to 975 and encodes 255 amino acids. Gene Ontology annotation, molecular function: alcohol dehydrogenase (NAD+) activity. Lineage: Eukaryota; Metazoa; Arthropoda; Insecta; Diptera; Calliphoridae. Gene Ontology annotation, cellular component: cytoplasm.
GGUUAUCUCUUUGACAUCUGACGCGCUGAGGGGCUUAGCUGUUUAUUUUACACUCAUCAACAUUUUUGACGCGUAAUCAAGUGCAAGUAUCUCACUAUAAAAACUGGGAUACGAUCUAAAUAAAAUUUAUUAUUAAUCUGAACUUGUUGUGGUAUAGACACCAGACACCAAUUCACUUAAGUUUAAAUAUAUAUUCAUUUGCACGUCAUGGAUCUUACUGGUAAAAAUGUAGUUUUCGUAGCCGGUUUAGGUGGAAUCGGUUUUGAGGCUUGUAAACAACUUAUGACUAGAAAUGUUGCUUAUUUGGCCGUAUUGGAUGUGAUGGAAAAUGCGAAGGCUGUUCAAACCCUGCAAGCAAUGAAUCCUAAAACAAAAGUUCUCUAUAUGAAAUUCGAUGUCACUAACAAAACAUCCAUUAAAAACACUUUUAACCAACUUGUCAGCAUCAUGAAGUACAUUGAUGUGUUGGUAAACGGCGCUGGAGUCAUUGCGGACCGUAAUAUUGAACUCACCAUCAAUGUUAAUUUGAUUGGUCUUAUUAACACUACCAUGGAAGCACUUCCCUACAUGGACAAAACCCAAAAAGGUCGUGGCGGUGUUAUCUUAAAUAUUGCUUCGGUAUUGGGUUUGGAGCCAUGUUCACCAAUUGCCGUCUACAGUGCAUCUAAGUUUGGUGUUGUUGGAUUUACACGUUCACUAUCGGAUCCUUAUUAUUAUAAUCGUACUGGCGUUGUAAUUACUGCACUUUGUCCUGGUCUUACUGAAAGUCCAAUGACAGCUAACCCAAAAAUUAGUGAUACUUUUGAAUAUUCAAAACCUUUAACAGACGAAAUAUUUUCGGCUCCACGCCAACCUGCUGCCAAGGCUGGAGAACAUCUGGUAAAAAUUAUUGAGAUGGCUCAAAACGGAACAAUGUGGAUUAGUGAUAAAAUGACAAUGACAAAGGUCGAGCCAAAACUUUUCUGGCAGCCUUAAACAUAAAUUCUUCAAUAGUUUCUGUAGGAUAUGUAAAGAUUACAUAUGAUAUUAAAAAUUAACUAAAUUGUCUAUAUUUUUUAAUAUAAUUAAGAUAAGCUAUAAUGUAAUAUUUUUUUAAAAGUCUAAUUACAAAAAAAUUUAUAUGAAAUGUGCCUGUUGUAAAUAAAAAUAAUUAGGUUAUUAAAUAUUAACUCUCACCUA